GUAUACUGGUCCUUCUGGUCAGUCCCACACCUGUCACACUCCUAUGUGUGGGCCACCUCUGUGACGGGCAACAAUGCUGCUGCUACUGCUACUGUUGCUGCUGGGACCUGGACCCCGACUCAGCGAAGAAACCAGGAGGUCACAUGUGUAUAAGCGUGGACUUCUGGAACUGGCAGGGACCUUGGAUUGCGUUGGUCCUCGAUCACCGAUGGCUUACAUGAACUAUGGCUGUUAUUGUGGCCUUGGUGGCCACGGAGAGCCACGUGAUGCCAUUGACUGGUGCUGCCUCUACCAUGACUGCUGCUACUCUCGGGCUCAGGAUGCUGGCUGCAGCCCCAAGUUAGACCGCUACUCAUGGAAGUGCAUGGACAAUCGCAUCCUGUGUGGACCAACAGAGAACAAAUGUCAAGAACAGCUGUGCAGGUGUGACGAGGAGCUUGCUUACUGCCUGGCUGGGACGGAGUACCACCUGAGAUACCUCUUCUUCCCCUCCUUUUUAUGUGAGAAGGACUCACCCAAGUGUGACUGAUAGGCUCAAAUGUCCCUUUGCACGUGGGAAUGAAGUUCCCAUUCAGUAAUGAAGACAGCAUUCAGUUUGUGCCCGGAGCCCUGGAGGCCAAAGCGAUAAAGCCUGUGUUUGCUUUCUCCCUCCGUUCAGGAACUCACACUAUGAGCCUGUGGAGCUGCUAGUUUGAUGAAGGUUGAAAGGCCUGGGCCUGCUUUAUACAAAUACCACUGUGUUGGGCCUGAUGUAAUUUUCGAAGUUCAACCUUUAUGAAAAGCUGUGCUAUCUCCUAACCUGCUGCAGGUGGAACUGUAGAUGAACACCUGCUUUGGCUUGGCUGUGGCAAUAACAUUGCCACGUGAUACAUCUAAGACUUGUUACUGUAAUAAAAAAUGUUCUCUCCCUGUC
Messenger RNA from Grammomys surdaster, 913 nucleotides. Its product is annotated as group 10 secretory phospholipase A2. Gene Ontology annotation, biological process: lipid catabolic process; phospholipid metabolic process; arachidonate secretion. The transcript has 4 exons. Gene Ontology annotation, molecular function: calcium ion binding; phospholipid binding. The coding region runs from base 74 to 529 and encodes 151 amino acids. Lineage: Eukaryota; Metazoa; Chordata; Mammalia; Rodentia; Muridae. The record is from RefSeq and is a predicted model, not a curated record.